Molecule: messenger RNA, 747 nt
Organism: Beta vulgaris subsp. vulgaris (sugar beet)
Lineage: Eukaryota; Viridiplantae; Streptophyta; Magnoliopsida; Caryophyllales; Amaranthaceae
Exons: 1
Coding region: 1-747 (248 amino acids)
Biological process (GO): telomere maintenance; DNA repair
Molecular function (GO): DNA helicase activity
Source: RefSeq, a predicted model, not a curated record
AUGACGUUGGAACACGACAAAUUGUAUAAGGGUCUAACUGAUGAGCAGUCCAUUAUUUAUCGGAAAGGAAUGGAUGUUGUGUCGAGUCAAGAAGGAGGUGUGUUUUUCGUCUACGGCUAUGGAGGGACCAAAAAAACAUAUGUCUGGAAGACAUUAUGUGCUGCAAUAAGGAAGAUGGGCGAAAUUGUAUUGCCUGUAGCUUCGAGUGGAAUUGCUUCUCUCCUCCUUCCACGAGGAAGAACGGCGCAUUCGAGAUUCGGUAUCCCUUUGAAUGUAACUGAGAAUUCUACAUGUGCCGGUAUUCGUCCUAGGUCGGAUUUGGCUGAUCUUCGUAUCAAGACAAAACUUAUUAUAUGGGAUGAAGCGCCCAUGAUGCGUAAGUAUUGUUUAGAAGCACUUGAUAGAAGUUUGAGGGACAUAAUGAGGUAUGUUGAUAGGGAUUACAUGCAUCAACCGUUUGGGGGUAAAGUUAUGGUGUUCGGUGGUGAUCUGUGGCAGAUAUUACCAGUUGUACCAAAGGGAACGAGGCAAGAUAUCGUGUUUGAUACCGUUAAUUCGUCUUACUUGUGGGAUUCGUGUAAGGUCCUAACACUUAUUCGCAAUAUGAGACUUCAAUCAGGUUCUUCGAAAUCUUCUGCUAAUGAACAGCAGGAAUUUUCAAAGUGGAUACUAAGUGUAGGAGACGGUAAGGCUGGAGAUCCUAAUGAUGGCGAAGCCGUAAUUAAGGUUGCAAAAGAUUUCUUAUAG